CAGACCACAGGCCGCCGGACCCGGGCCGGACCGCCGCGCCCCGUCCGGCCCGGCCCGCAGGCCCCGCCCCUCACUUCCCCAUUCGGCGCUCCUCCCCCCGCGCCGCGCUCCAUACUUGGCGAUCGCCGCGGCCCUGCGCGCUCAUUGGCCGAGGGCUGGCUGCGUGGGGGGCGGGCCCGGGCCGGGCCGGGGCGGGGAAGGAAGGUGGCGGCGGCCCGACGCGGGGGGAGGGGGGCGCUGACCCGGAUGUUCACUCCUGGGCACCCGGGGAAGUGGAAGCGCUGGGCCCUGCUGCGGGGGGGGAGAGCUACAGACGCCGGGACCGGGACCGCCGCCGCCACCAUGAGUGAUCAGCAGCUGGACUGUGCCUUGGACUUAAUGAGGCGCCUGCCUCCACAGCAAAUCGAGAAAAACCUCAGCGACCUAAUCGACCUGGUCCCCAGUCUAUGUGAAGAUCUCCUGUCUUCUGUUGACCAGCCACUGAAAAUCGCCAGAGACAAAGUGGUGGGAAAGGAUUACCUUUUGUGUGACUACAACAGAGAUGGGGACUCCUACAGGUCACCGUGGAGUAACAAGUAUGACCCUCCGCUGGAAGAUGGGGCCAUGCCGUCUGCCCGGCUGCGGAAGCUGGAGGUGGAAGCCAAUAAUGCCUUUGACCAGUAUCGAGACCUGUAUUUUGAAGGCGGCGUCUCCUCUGUCUACCUCUGGGAUCUGGAUCAUGGCUUUGCUGGAGUGAUCCUCAUAAAGAAGGCUGGAGAUGGAUCAAAGAAGAUCAAAGGCUGCUGGGAUUCCAUCCAUGUGGUGGAAGUGCAGGAGAAAUCCAGUGGUCGCACCGCCCAUUAUAAGUUGACCUCCACGGUGAUGCUGUGGCUGCAAACCAACAAGUCCGGCUCUGGCACCAUGAACCUGGGAGGCAGCCUUACCAGACAGAUGGAGAAAGAUGAAACUGUGAGUGACUGCUCUCCACACAUAGCCAACAUCGGGCGCCUGGUGGAGGACAUGGAGAAUAAAAUCAGAAGUACGCUGAAUGAGAUCUACUUUGGAAAAACAAAGGACAUCGUCAAUGGGCUGAGGUCUGUGCAGACGUUUGCAGACAAAUCAAAACAAGAAGCUCUUAAGAAUGACCUGGUGGAGGCUUUGAAGAGAAAGCAGCAAAGUUAAACCUCUGCACGCUAACCAGACAUGCCAUGUACCUGUUAGUUUCCUUUCUUAGAAAACUCGUUUUCUGCUCCCCUCUCCCCCAGUCCCUCCCCCACCAACAGGUCACACACAAACACCUUGCAUCAUCAGCCGCACUGCGCCAUCUCUCCCUGAGAAUAAAACCCGAUAAACACCCUUCUCCAUCUCUGAGGCCUGCUUCCCACCACAUUUUGCUAUCGAAACUCGGUAUUUCCAUAAAGACUCUGUGUUUUUUGUUCACCCGAGUCCCCUGUCCUCCUGCCCUCCCUCCAUUUAUAGACAUAAAAUACACUGUCUGCCUUCCUUCCCACCUUUUUGUUACAUUGGUGUAAAAAAUGUAAAACAAAAAAAUUUUAUGAAAUAACUGUGGUGUGUGAAAGAUAGAAGAAAAACUGGAAAUCUGAUUCCACGUGUGUUUGGGAGUUGCUUGGGGUCGGGGGACAGGGGACGGCUCCGGGAGGAAGGAGGGCGGCCGGCGCUCGCUCUGCCCCGCGCAGACCUGCCCCUGUCCCCUGACCGCGGCGGGGUGGGGCAGGGAGUCGCUGACCGUCUGCUCUUCUGGCCAGGUGCUUUUCUGUCAAUUUUUAUGGAAUGCAAAGGAGUUUUUUUGUUUUAUUUUGUUUUAUUUUUUUUUUUUUUUGUAAAGCUUAAAACAAAAAA
Molecule: messenger RNA, 1839 nt
Organism: Choloepus didactylus (southern two-toed sloth)
Lineage: Eukaryota; Metazoa; Chordata; Mammalia; Pilosa; Megalonychidae
Gene: CAPZB
Product: capping actin protein of muscle Z-line subunit beta
Exons: 9
Coding region: 247-1161 (304 amino acids)
Biological process (GO): actin cytoskeleton organization; negative regulation of filopodium assembly; regulation of lamellipodium assembly
Cellular component (GO): cytoplasm; F-actin capping protein complex
Molecular function (GO): actin filament binding
Source: RefSeq, a predicted model, not a curated record